This is a messenger RNA of Macrobrachium nipponense, 5553 nucleotides long. RefSeq names its product UPF0696 protein C11orf68 homolog. NCBI's taxonomy places the organism in Eukaryota, Metazoa, Arthropoda, Malacostraca, Decapoda, Palaemonidae. The record is from RefSeq and is a predicted model, not a curated record. Bases 202 to 900 code for a protein of 232 amino acids. The transcript has 3 exons.
CAGACUUUAACAAAAUGUGACGUUGAAUGUGAACUAGUUCCUGAUAAUGUUUGUUUAAUUUUUAUUUUACUUAGAACCAGUGGUUAUCAGCAAAGUCUUUGGUUAUCAGCAACGGGCUGAUAAUGCUUGAGACGUAACUGUUUAAGUACUGUUUGCGCGAACCGCAAAAGAUUCCUCUUAUCGAUUUGAAAGUCCUCCAUCAUGGCUGAAGGUAACACAUAUGAGUACGAAUCGGAAUUCCUUACUGAAAUUAUUAAGGAGGCAGAAGAAUCUGGCCAAUGGAUAAAAUUCGAUGCAUCAGUGGAGGACAUUAAUGAAUUAGAUACGUUUCUACAAAAUUAUAAGCCAUCCGUUUUGAAAAGAUCAGAUGGCAUCGCGUGGAUCUGUGUACGGUGGCCACAUCGUAACUGUAACGCUGAAAUGCCAGCAUUGGACGAAUUGCUAGAGGACUGGGAAGCAAAGCAAAAUUCUAGCCAGAAAAUCACAACCAACACCAUAUUUGAAAUGGCCAAGAAAUAUACUUGCCUCAGUGGGAAAUGGCUCAUUCAGAAGGAAACUGGAAUUAAGAUCGACCUCACUUGGGCUACUAUUGCCAGGGCAGUGGCAUUAGGCCAGUGUGGCCACUCUGCAAAAGUGAGUCCUGUUGAUGACGUGACUGGAGCCUUUCAACGGAAGCAUGUGGUGUGUGUUUACAACCGUGACUUUACUGACCGCAGUGCUGUGGAGAAACUUGACAACAGCAUCAGGAAUGCAGGGGUUAAGUGCACCAUGACAUAUAAACCUGAUAUAUAUACUUACUUGGGUAUUUAUAGAAAUAAUAAGUGGGGGAUAAAGCCAACAAUUUAUUCAAGUCAGUUUGACCUUAUGUCAGGGAAAUCCAAGAUAGCCAAAACUUAUUAAGACAACUCCAAAGAAUCCAAAUCAAUCUUGUAUAUCUUUAGGAAAAACUAUGACACACCAAAGAUGCUAUGUAAUCUUCCAACUACAUGGCUUCUCCAUAUUUUCCUUGCCCUUAAAGUAUUUGUUGGAUAAUGUCCUUAUUGCCACAUUCUACACCUCAACAAUCUGUUUUGAUUCUACCAGACAGUAUUAUUGCUUGUACACCUGCAUGUCCACACUACUGUAAAACAUGGCAUAAACACUUUUCAGCUACUUAUCGCAUAUACAAUAUCGCAAACUGUUUGAGAACACAUCAGUAAUCGCAAGUAGAGAAUUUACUUUGGCAAAUGCUGGAUAAUUAUACAAAGCACUGGUUAGAUACCAAUAAGUCCUUUUACUUGGAUUCAACCAGUCUUUGAAGUCUGUGCGAUAAGCUGCUGAUGUGUGUUUAUGACAUAUUUUACUGUAGUAUGGAUGCAGCCUAAUGAGUACAGGAUUGUUAUACGUAUACACAUAGUUAGCUAUAUGCAACCAACCAAACAAAACAAAAUCUUAAAGGUACAUUGACAAAAAAUAUGUGAAGUCUGUGAUAUAGUUCAUAUUGCAUUAGGAAUAGGAUGGUAGAUGGUAAAUAAUAAAACAUAUUGGUUUCUCCACCAAGAAACAAUAAUGGUCAUUAAGAUAAAAUGUUAAGUAGGGGAGAGUGGGGCACAUUGAACAUAUUUUUGUGAUUCUCUCGCUCUACGAAAAUUUUUCUGGAACAUUUUGGUCUAGUACUUAUCAUAAAAAAGUUCUACCAUUACAUUAGGCUAAUUAUUCUGUGAAGCACAUGGGGUUCUUAAAAUCUCUUGGAGGUGUACUUUAAGGUUAAAAAAACAAAUGCCAAAUUGGUUCAAUCUGCCCCAUAGGUGGGGUACAUUGAACAUACCUAAGGGCAGCAUAAUCCAUGUUACUUAUAGAAGGAAGUAGAAGUACAAUUUGUUUAUUUGUGUAAAUGUAGGCCUAUUCAUUAGUUCCAUGUAUAUAAAUAGAGAUAAAAUAUCCUCUUUGGUUUCACAAAAUCCUAACACAAACUUUUCUUUGGGUUCAUUAAGCUAAUUUCUUAUGGAUAAGCUAUUCUACAAUUAAGCUAACAAGAUCUGCCAUCUUUGGCAUGGCUCUUUUAUAAUGGGAUUUAUAAAUCACACAUCUUUGGCAUGAAACUGUAAUAAUUGGGUUUAUGAAUCUCACUUGAGAUAAAUCACUAAACAAUUAUGGUAAAGAAAUAAUUAUCUGUCCUCAGGCGGUCGUGCAAGCGGUUCCGGUCUCCCAGGUCGGUAAGCCUUCGACAUCUAAGGCUCAACCGCGGCAACAGUUUGUCCUAGUACAAACUCCACCGGCUUAGCAGCCUUCGACCUCGACAGCCAUAGUGACCUCCCCAGCCUUCAACCCCGCCUACGAGUUGUGAGACGCAUUUCGUGGCUACAAUAGGCAUGCCGGAAGUAGCAGGGCCAGAGGUGGCACCCGGCUACGAGGCGGACCAAGAGGUAGAGGCUUCCGCGGAGGCAGAGGUAGCAGACCUGCAGCCAGCCAGUGAGAACCCACAGGUGGGAGGGAGAUUAUAUCUCUUCCGGGACCAUUGGACCUUCAAUCCAUGGGCCCACAGUAUAGUCUCAAAAGGUCUGGGGUGGAAAUGGGAGAAAGGGCCCCCUCCGCCAGUCAGUUUUUACCAGAUGCCAACGGCGGACCUUAUAGGCUAUACCAAAGAUCUCCUGCAGAAGAGUCUAUAAAGAAAGUAAAACGCCUAAAGUUUCAAGGACGUCUGUUCAGUGUCCCAAAGAAGGACUCAGACAAAAGAAGAGUUGAUUCUGGACUUGUCCCGUCUCAACUCAUAUAUUCAUUGCGACAGAUUUCGCAGACGGACCUCUAUAGAUCUUACAGACGCUUACUAUCAUGUUCCGAUAGCAAGGAACUACUCUCCGUACCUAGGCUUCAAGCUAGGAAAGCAGGCUUACUCAUUCAGUCAUGCCAUUCGGGCUCAACAUUGUGCCCAGGGUAUUCACCAAACUAGGAGAGACAAUAGUUCAAGAACUAAGGACUCGAGGGGUAGUGUUAGUAGCCUAUCUAGACGACUGGCUCAUUUGGGCAGCCAUCAUCGACGAGUGCCGCAAAGCAACAGCCAAGGUGAUAAAAUUCUUGGAAUUUCUGGGUUUCCAGAUAAACAGGGAAAAAUCUCUGCUCGUUCCGGCUUCCCGCUUCCAAUGGCUGGGAAUCCAAUGGGACCUAAUCAAGCACAAGCUCUGUCUCCCACCCAAGAAGGUCAAGGAGAUAGCGAUGGCUACGAAACAGUUCCUCAAGAACAAAAAGGCUUCUUGGCGUACCCAAGAGAGAAUCCUAGGUUCGCUACAUUUUGCGUCGGUGACGGACGUCCUAUUGAAAGCCACAUUGAAGGAUAUCAAUCGAGUCUGGAGAAAGAGAGCCAACAUCAAUCUCAGGGACAAGAUCUCCGUAAUUGCACCCAUUUUGACAAAAAGGCUUCGUCCAUGGACGGAACGCCGGAACCUGGCCAAGUCAGUACCACUGCAAUUCCCUCUGCCGUCUCUAACCAUCCACACGGACGUAUCUCUGAGCGGCUGGGGAGGAUACUCGCAAUACAAGAAAGUUCAAGGAACAUGGUCGGAUAUGUUCCACCAGUUCCACAUCAAUUUUCUAGAAGCGAUGGCAGUUUUCCUGACCCUAAAGCGACUGUCUCAGCCAGAAACAGUCAUAUAUGGCUAGUCUCGUACAGUUUAGUAGUAGUCCACUACAUAAACAGAGGAGGCUCCAGGUCAAGCAAACUAAAUCAUGUAUUGAUUGCGAUAUUUUCGUUGGCGGCGAAAAAUCAUUGGCACCUGUCAGCAACUCACUUGGCAGGAGUAAAGAAUGUUAUCGCAGACGCACUUUCCAGGACAACUCCGCUGGAAUCGGAGUGGUCCCUGGACAGGAAGUCGUUCCGGUGGAUUUGCAAUCAAAUCCUGGAUCUUCAAGUAGACCUAUUCGCCACGGAAUCCAAUCACAAACUACCAUGUUACGUGGCACCCAACCUGGACCCUCUAGCUUACGCCACAGAUGCGAUGUCCAUAGAUUGGAACAAUUGGCAGAAGAUUUACCUAUUUCCAGCGGUGAAUCUUCUGAUGAAGGUCCUGCACAAGCUAAGAUCUUUCACAGGACAGGUAGCAUUAGUGGCACCCAACUGGCCAAGGAGCAACUGGUUUCCGCUUCUUCUAGAACCGAAUCUCCGGCCCAAACGGAUCCCCGUCCGGAACUGACACAGGUAGUACAAACUCAAGACUGUGUCAGCUUCCUCAAGAAUUCUGAGUGCCCUAACUUUAUGGACUUCAUGAAGUUUGCAGCCCAAAAGGACGCUAGUAUUGAUCCACUUAACAUCUUAUUCAUAGAAUCAGAUAAAAGAGAAUCAACGCUCAGGCAGUAUGAUUCAGCAGUAAAGAAGUUGGCCAUUUUUCUAAAAGAUUCAGCUGCUCAAAAUAUGACUACAAAUCUGGCAAUUUCGUUCUUUAGAACUCUGAGAAAGGCCUAGCCGUUAGUACCAUUACUACGAUCAAAUCGGCCUUAAGGAAGACUUUUCAGCUUGGCUUUAAUAUUAACUUGUCAGAUUCAUACUUCUCUUCGAUUCUAAGAGCAUGUGCCCGUCUGAGACCAAUAGACCACCCUCAUAAGGUCUCUUGGAUUUUGAAUGACUUACUUAAAUUAGCCUCAGACACUGAUAAUGAGUCAUGCUCAUAUAUAACCCUUCUCAGAAAGACCUUAUUCUUAAUGGGCCUGGCUUCAGGUGCCAGAAUAUCUGAACUCUCGGCUCUCUCUAGAAAUCCAGAUCAUAUUGAAUUCCUCCCGUCGGGUGAAGUAUUACUAUCCCAGAUCGGAAGUUCUUGGCUAAGAACGAGGACCCACAAAACAGAUGGGCUCCAUGGAAAAUUAUUCCUCUGACACAGGACUCAUCAUUGUGUCCUGUCGUUACCCUUAAAUCCUUUUUGGCCAGGACUUCUGAAAAAUCUUCAGGCCCCCUUUUCAUUAGAGAGAAAGGUGGUACGAUUUCUCUUAAAGGUAUUAGACAACAAAUACUCUACUUUAUUAAACAGGCCAGCCCGGAUUCAAUCCCACACGUCCAUGACAUCCGAGCAGUGGCUACCUCCAUUAACUAUUUUCACAAUAUGAAUUUUGAAGACCUGAAGAAAUAUACAGGUUGGAAAUCUCCAGCAGUAUUUAAACGCCACUAUCUCAAAAACUUUGAGGCCCUUAAAUUCUCAACAGUGGCUGCAGGGAGCAUAGUCUCCCCUGAAUGACCGAGUCUUAUCAACUCCUUCCCUUAGCCCCUUUUUCUUAGUCCUUUUUCCCAUUAAUACUCUCUCCUUCCUACCUGCCUCGCUCGUCCUUCCUACCUGCCUCGCUCGUAUUCCCUGCCAACCCUCUCACUUCCGGGCCAGGCUGGUUGGUUUGCCAUCCCGUCACUGGAACAUGUACAUAGUGUUGAGACCAUAUUGGUAUCACUGACCUGUCUUUACAUACCUUUUGUAUAUUGCUUCAGAUACCAUUCUUUAAAUUGUCUUAUUAUUAUCUUAUUAUUGCUAGUUUUAAGCCAUACUUUAAGUUCUAGUGUAAUUAGUAAGUACAGUGCAUUAAAUUUACUCUUUUAGUGAA